Molecule: messenger RNA, 948 nt
Organism: Eupeodes corollae
Lineage: Eukaryota; Metazoa; Arthropoda; Insecta; Diptera; Syrphidae
Product: GTP-binding protein Rhes-like
Exons: 4
Coding region: 1-684 (227 amino acids)
Molecular function (GO): GTP binding; GTPase activity
Source: RefSeq, a predicted model, not a curated record
AUGUACUUCUUUCAAGAUUAUGCGUAUCGUAAUGUAACUAUGAAUGGUGAACGCUAUCGUGAGAUGAUAUUCAACAUUUGUUUGCCCAAAAUACAGGAACUUAACUUGCAUGACAUGUGGUUUAAACAAGACGCCACAUGGUACAAAGCACGAUUUCCAGCAAUGCGUGCUUUAUCGAUUUCGUCGGCGGAUGCUUUUAUUUUAGUUUACGAUGUAACCGAUUCAAGUACAUUCGAUGAGGUUCGAACGAUAAGAGAUCAAAUUCAUGAGACAAAAGGAACAAGUGCUGUACCGAUUGUUGUUGUUGGUAAUAAAAUCGAUUUGGUGGAGGAAAAUAGCGAGCUGAGAGAGAUUGACAAUGAAACAACAGAAUCCGUAGUUAUGGUUGAUUGGGAAAAUGGAUUUGUUGAAGCAUCUGCUUGUAAAAAUGAAAACAUUACACAAAUUUUUAAAGAACUUCUAUCUCAAGCUAAAAUCACCUAUAAUCUAAGUCCUGCUUUAAGACGUCGUCGAAGGCAAUCCUUACCACCAAAUCAAAUGGGCAACAAUGGUCAUCCCAGUACACCAAGUAGUGCGCCCAUUUUACCUGGAGCUCAUGUUCCAUCUGCAGCACAACUUCAACACCUACAAAGAAUUCAAGAACGCAGUUUGGGUGGAAAAAGAAAUUCUUGCAGCAUUUCUUAAUUAAAGUUCUUAAAUUAAUAACAUCAAAAAUAUUUAUAUUAAUUUUUUUUAAUUUGUUUCUUAAAAAUAAGGCUUACGGGUAAUCUUAUACAGAAAAAUAAAUAAAUAUUUAAGAAUAGCAAACAAACAAAAAACAUGAAUACUUCAAAGGUUUUCAUCAGAAAAAUACAAAACAACUUUUAACAGAACAACUUCCUUAAAAAUAAAUCCACUUCAAUUUUAAGGUUUCUAUUUGAAAAAGAAAAGUAAAUAAGCAAAGGUCAA